Molecule: messenger RNA, 3713 nt
Organism: Coregonus sp. 'balchen'
Lineage: Eukaryota; Metazoa; Chordata; Actinopteri; Salmoniformes; Salmonidae
Source: the annotation of a GenBank genome assembly
AUGGAAGCCAAGCAGCACUCCAUAAAGAGCCUGAAGAGCUACCCAGAGGCGGGGGGCCGGAGCCUGGCGGCGGCGGCGGGAGACGUCGGCGUUGGAGGUGGUGGAGGGUCUCGUGCCGGCUCGGCACAGAUGGAGAUGGAGGCAAACAUACAGAAAGCCAUUGACUUCAAGGUGGAGGGCCACCGCUGCUACAAGGAGAAGAAAUUCCGGGAAGCGAUAGGGAAGUACCACCGGGCUCUGCUGCAGCUGAAAGGGGUACAUUUAGUUGAUGGAACCUCGGGCUCCGAGGUCAACCUCCUGAGCCAAGCCGCGGUCAAGCUGACGGAGGAGCAGCGGAGAACUGUGGAGAUCACGGAGAUCGAGUGCUACGACAGCCUGACAGGUGAGUAGCUAGCCUAGUCGGUGUUUUUGAUCGGCGUCGCGCGUCCACGCAACGGGAGAGACCCCGGCUCUUGAGGGGCUUGAGCCUGGAAGCUCGUGUUCUGAGAUUGAACCACGGCUGCCAUUGUUCGUUUCGGUUCACCGGGUUAGGAAGGAACGAGUUUAGACAAUUAGCCAGUGUCAAGCAUAAUUUCCGCUGCUGUGAGGCCUGUAUGGGGGUAGGUUAAUAAGAAUUGGCUUAAUAAUACAUUAAUAGCUCGUGCAUUGCACAAUGGACAGCGCCAUGGUGCUGAAUUUAGACGGGUAGAUAGCGAAUGUGUCCAUAUUUUUCAUUGUGUGAUAUUCCUGCCAUUUCAACGUGAAAUGUAUGGCCAAUCUUGAUUAAAGGUCCAAUGCAGCCAUUUUCAUCUCAAUAUCAAAUAAUUUCUGGGAAAUAAUUAAGUACCUUACUGUGAUUUUUUUAUACAUUUACAUAUUAGUAAUUUAUCCAGAGCGAUUUACAUGAGCAAUUAGGGUUAAGUGCCUUGCUUAAGGGCACAUCGACAGAUUUUUCACCUAGUCGGCUCGGGGAUUAGAACCGGCAACCUUUCGGUUACUGGCACAACGCUCUUACCCACUAAGCUACCUGCCGUUUUCAAUAACAAAUGUAAAAAAUAAAGAAAAAUAGCUUCUUAGCAUAGAGCAAUUUCUCGAGCAAUAAUUGUCCUAGGACUGACUGGAAUUGGACUGAGUUGGGAGGAAAAAACAGAAAACUAGCUGUUAUUGGCAGAGAGUUUUGGAACUCUCUUUGUUAUUGGUCUGUUAACUAAUGUCACCAGGCAGGCCAAAACUCCAAACAGGCUGAAAUUUCAGGCAGUCUUUUCGAACAUCUCUUACACUAAAAGGGCAUUAUCAUUUUCACAAUUUCACAGUAUUAUUCCAACCUCAUAGUGUGGAAAUAUAUAUAUAAAACACUGGAAAAUCAUGUUUUUGACUGCACUGGGCCCUGAUGAUUCCUUUAUUAGUAACUGGCACACAGGUUAAUUAUAAUACCUUAUCAUUUGUGUGCUAGACUCGUUUUUGCCUCAAGCCAUAUCUUCCUCUUGCGAUUCUUAUCAAGUUUUUUUUUCAAUAUCAGACUCUCUUUGUUGUGCUCCAUUGAAGUUUAUUUUUGGUUCUCUUGAUUCCAAACCUUCUCCCACAGUUAAUUCAUUUGAUAGCCAUGGGGGAAACCAGUGAUUUGAUGGUGAUCAGCUGUUAAUGUAGUCAGUGGAAAGGCUAUAUUAACAGGAGUGUACAUCCUGUGGAAAAGGGACACAAAUACACACAGUGGGAGCCUGGGGUUAUAUGCUGCCAUUUCAUCCAACACAUGAUGUCUCCCACAGUGCCACUGUGUUGUUACAAAAACAGUUCACAUGCUCUGAGGUGAGAAAACAUGGUGUGGACAAUCCCAGUUUACAGGUGAAAUCUGUCUACAUGGAUCCUAGAAUUACCUCACAAAUACAAGUAAUAUGCCACUAUGACUGCGUUUACACAGGCAGCCCAAUUCUGAUAUUUUACCCAAAUAUUGACAAAAGAGCUGAUCUGAUUGGCCAAAAGACCAAUUAGUGAAAAAAAUCAGAAUUGGGCUGCCUGUGUAAACGCAGCCAAUGAAUUGAAACUCACAACAAUUUGUAUGGUUAGAAUAAUUGACAAUAUUAGGACUCUUUUCUGGUCAGCAUCAUCAUGUCUGGUCAUCAAGGUUAAUCCCUCUAUCAAACCAUGCACAAGUGUCAAUUAAAUAGGCUAUGUAUGUGUCAUGUAAUUAGAAAAGAUCAACUGAUAUCUUACUCAGAUAAACUUAAUAUCUCUAACAAUGAGAUAUGAGUAAAGCUGAGCUUACAGAUAUUUGUUAUUGGUAAUUCUUUGAAUAAGAAAUAGGAUAAUCUAUUCAACAGAUGUGAGUGUGAGAGAAUGUAACCUGCCAGAUAAUCUAUGAAACAGAUGUAUGAGAUGUGAUUCUAACAGAUACAGUAGUCUGUCUGGCAGAUGUGAGUUGGCCUAUAGGAGAUUAGAUGUGUCAGUGGGUCUAAUGAUGACAGGAUAAAAUAUUGUUUACCACUGUGAUAGUAGUCUGUCUACAUGAGAUUAUGGCUAAGGUGUUAUAUAAUGCAUUGUGAAAUCUAUUUGGUGAGUGAUAUACUUUAUGGUGCUGUCUUAUUCAUUUUGUUGACUAUAUCUAUGAGGAUUCAGCACCCUAUUAUUCAGAAGAAUCUCUGAUUCAGCAUGCCAUUUUAAGUAAAAGAUAUUCUAACAAACAGUUAACAUGAAAAUAUAGAAUGGUUAAAGGCAGGUUGGGUUGCUGUGGUGCUGGCUGUGUCUCUCUGUCCUGGCUCCGCUGGGUCCUGGCUCAGCUGGUGUGACAGGCUGAAGGUUGGCUCUCUCUGCCCCGUCUUAUGGCCCUCUGUCUGGGCCCUGUGGGGAAGAUACCCUGGCGUGAAGGAGAAAAAGAGUGGGAGGUCGGGGGAUGGGAAGAGAGGGUAAAAGAACGAGAGGGAGAGUAAAAGAGAGAGGGGGAGAGAGAAGAAGAGAGGAAGAAAGAGAAAAGGAAGAUGGAAAGCGAGGCAGCUACGAAGAGAGGGAGAGAGUGUGAGCGAGCGAUAGGCGGCGUAUUUUCCAUGGCAACCAUCACUGGGCUUUUUCCUGUUUUAUUCACCUCAUUCUGCUCUCACUUCUCACAAUAACAAAGACCCAUACACACAGGGAUUGUUUGAUAUUUCGUGACCUCUCCCCCAAUCUCACAGUGUUGAAAAUAACAACAAUGAUAACAGUAAUAGCAGUGAUGGUGCUCAUAGCCCACAUUCUCUCAGUGGUGUACAUUUUUCAGAUAAUGUAUUUGUGAUUAUUUUAUUUUAGAAUGAAUAAAAAUACAUUAUUCGUACACAUUUCAUAAGACUGGAGACCUCUCCACCCUACCAACGGUCUGGUUACCCAGAGUCCUGCUGGACAGAAGGUGGCCCCUGUGGUGUUGAGUGAGGCAGUGUUUUGAUUGGCCAGCUGUCUUAGUCUCUGACGCAUGAUACAGAGGCAACAGAGCGGACAGCCUUACCCUCAGCUCCUCUGUGUGUGUAUGUAUGUAUGUGUGUGUGUGUGUGUGUCUGUGUGUGUGGGAUUCCGUUUGUCUCAGCAAUUGUAGCUCUGAAGAACAGCAGCUAACCAAGGGGGUAUCUGAUAUGGGGAAGGGUGGGGGUGCAUAGCUUGUUUCUCGCCCUGCCAUUCCCACAGUGCCCAUACUGACAUUGCUGUGUGUGUGUUGUCUGUUUUUUUGUGUAGGGAUGUGCAAGCUUAUGUUGUUUUUACCAGAUUCUGUCUGA